This is a messenger RNA of Ixodes scapularis (black-legged tick), 1688 nucleotides long. RefSeq lists its product as uncharacterized. The transcript has 5 exons. The coding region runs from base 73 to 984 and encodes 303 amino acids. Lineage: Eukaryota; Metazoa; Arthropoda; Arachnida; Ixodida; Ixodidae. The record is from RefSeq and is a predicted model, not a curated record. Gene Ontology annotation, cellular component: extracellular region.
CAGAUACUAAUAAAGCGCAAGCGAUUAAAUUUCUUAUUCUGCACAAGAACCUCAAGCGGUGAGAACGCAGCUAUGAGUGCAACGAUGUUGUUCCUCAUCGGAGGAAGCCUCCUAUCUUCCCUUGUGCUACAAGUUGCGGUUGCGUCAAAUCCUUUGGUUUUCGACCUGGAGACCAAGAUUCAAGAGUACGUCGAGAAGCUUGAAGAGAAGCACAACGUCGGGGUAGCCUGGUGGGACAUGUACGGGACCAACCCGGAGUUUCGCCGGUAUAAGCUCCCGAAAAGACCGCACAAGGUGCUCGUAAAUGCCGGCCCCAUCAAAUACGGGGAAGUGCAGAAGAGGGAAACCAAGCCCCGUGUGGUCCACACCGAGUGGAUCCACAACGAGCAGCCUUCGGAGGCCAGCCGCGUCACCGUCCAGAGGUACAUGCAGCACGAGACCAAGUACACCUGGACCACGCAGAAAGGCUUCGGCUUCAAGACGGAGCUCUCGGUCACCGUUCCGCUGCCGGGAUCCGUCAGCAUCACUGGCACGAUUUCGGUCGCAGUCUCGUUCACGAAAACCGACAGCAAGGUCAAAACGGAAACCGAGGAGCAGUUCGUCAAGCACGUCAUCACCGUGCCACCACGCAAGUCCGUCAAGGUCGAGUGGGUCGUCAACGAUAUUGUUCAGGAAAUACCAUGGACUGCCGAAAUCAGAGCAAGGGGCAACUUCGCCGUAGCCUACACAAGACCCGUAAAUGGUUCCAAUAUGUGGUUUUAUCACAUCUCAAAGAUUCAAGAUCCGCUGCUGAAACGCAUCGGAGGUGGGCAAGUUCAGUUCAUGUCCAGUGGAACCUUCACAAGCGUGGGCGGAAGUGACACGCGGCUUCAACUGACACAGUUCGAUCUCAUCGAGGAAGACAAACCACGAUCGAAUUCGACAACUUACAGUAUUCAUCGUGAUAGUUCAGCAACAGAAGCUGGUUUCCCCCAUAAUUCAUAAGUUGGCAUCUUAAAUCUAUCCGCCUUUUAGCAGCCAACAGUACCUAUACACAGGCUUUUGAAAACAAGUCUCCUGGAAGCAUCCUAAUGUCAGCUGACGUCUUUGCCAUGUAAAAUCUUUUAGCGAAACGCCGUUCAUCGCCCAGAGACAUCUAGAUGGCUUAUACGCAAGGUCCUCUCCACUGUUUAGACAGCUUUUAACCUUUAAAAUAUUAUCUGAAUGCAUCCCAAACGCUUGAGCGGGAUCGAGCCACUGUAUUAUUCCGGUGGAAUAGCUGUCGGAUAUUAGUACCAAAUGUCGCUAAACAGAGCAUCUCAAAGGUAAUGUUUUUUGUUUUUGUUUUUUAGACCCACAUAUACGGAGAACGUAAAUUAAUUAAAACAAAACAAGUCGAUUGACGUUUUAGCAAUUCGUGAUCUUUAAGCAUUCUUGUCCCAUUAAUAUAAGCGUCAUUGGUGGCGGCGAUGGGCAUUGAAAAAUAUGCAAAGAGAAACGGAGAGUUUUUGACUACGUUCAUGCAUGAAGGGGGCCGCAGCUUCGUUGCCAAAAUGAAACAUAAAGGUGAUAAGUAAAAAAAUGCCUAUGUUUGAACAUCCUAACAGCGCGAGGUUCUUCAACUGGCGACUUUCUAUAUUCAUAACAGUCUCGUAGGGAAAGGUACUGAGUGCAGUUGAAAGAAUCAAAUAAAGGCAAAAUGAACAGAA